Messenger RNA from Caenorhabditis elegans, 757 nucleotides. It is a transcript of the gene hpo-8, whose product is annotated as Very-long-chain (3R)-3-hydroxyacyl-CoA dehydratase hpo-8. Gene Ontology annotation, biological process: fatty acid biosynthetic process. The record is from RefSeq and is marked reviewed. Lineage: Eukaryota; Metazoa; Nematoda; Chromadorea; Rhabditida; Rhabditidae. Gene Ontology annotation, cellular component: membrane. Gene Ontology annotation, molecular function: very-long-chain (3R)-3-hydroxyacyl-CoA dehydratase activity.
GGUAACAAUGAGCGUUCAGACGUAUCUGGUUGCGUACAACGUGUUACAAAUUUUAGGAUGGUCUGCAAUUCUUGUGAAAACAGUUCUUGGACUCGCUAAUGGCUUGACAUGGCCACAACUUUACGAAUCGGUGGAAUUUGAGCUUAAAAUCUUCCAAACCGCAGCUAUUCUCGAGGUCAUUCACGCAAUUGUCGGACUUGUUCGUUCACCAGUUGGAACUACCGCAAUGCAAGUAACAUCUCGCGUCGUCCUUGUCUGGCCAAUCCUCCACUUGUGCUCAACAGCUCGCUUCAGUAUCGGAGUUCCACUUCUUCUUGUUGCCUGGUCCGUAACAGAGGUCAUCCGGUACUCGUUCUAUGCACUCAGCGUAUUGAAACAACCAAUCCCAUAUUUCCUUCUCUACCUCAGAUACACCCUCUUCUACGUUCUCUACCCAAUGGGAGUCUCCGGAGAGCUUCUGACGUUGUUCGCUUCAUUAAAUGAAGUUGAUGAGAAGAAAAUCCUUACCCUCGAGAUGCCAAACCGUCUCAACAUGGGAAUCUCCUUCUGGUGGGUGCUCAUCAUUGCUGCUCUCAGCUACAUUCCCGGAUUCCCACAACUUUACUUCUACAUGAUCGGUCAAAGAAAGAAGAUUCUCGGCGGAGGAAGCAAGAAGAAGCAGUAAAGAAAAAUUCUACGUGUAUUUAUAUUACAGUGUAUUCUAGAUUAAUUGCAACCAAUCAAAAUUCAACUUUAUUCAUAAAUUAUUCUCCCGUAA